AUGGCCUCGUCAUCGGAGCAGCCCGCAGCCCUGGCCGAGGGCCGACGCAUCUACCUGGGCAACCUGCUGUACAGCGUCCAGCCCGUCGAAAUCGAGGAGAUGCUCAAAGACAACGGCUUUGAAGGCUACGAACAGAUUCAUAUAUCGAUGGAUCCGGUGACCGCUCGGAAUCCCGGAUAUUGCUUCGUCGAUUUCUCGGACCGCGGAGACGCCGAACGGGCACUAGCUUCCCUCGAGGCGCGCCUCCGUGGUAGACCACUCAAGGUCGGCCCGUGUGAGCCCAAGAAGCAGAACCGGAGUCGAUGGCAAAGCGACAGAGAGCCUGCUUUCAACAGAUGGGGAGACUGGUCGGGGCAGCGAAAGGGCGAUGGUGAGCAACGGGAAGCGCCAGCGCGCCCUGCUGGAAACAGCGGUAUCGAAAACGGACCGUACGGCGCUAUUAAGCACUUUGACGAGGUUGCUGCGACCGAUAACGACGGCCGGAGGCUCUAUGUUGGAGGAUUGGACUCCAUGGUUGAUCAGGCGCAACACCAGGAUGAGAUGCAGCAAAUUCUCGAGGGCCACAAACCACUGGCCAUCAGCAAGCGCAUCACUCCUCACGAGUCGACCAAGGCCAAAGGAGGUAACCACCACUACUGCUUUGUUGAUUUCGCGACAGUUGAGGAGGCCGAUGCAGCAAAGGACGCACUGGACCGUAAGGUUUGGGGAACCGGUCGGCUACGUGUCAACAUUGCUCGCGCUUUGCCCGACAAGCUUAAAGAUCGGACGACCCCCGCGGACGUGCAAAACGAUCAGAACGCCGCUGGUGAGCGCUCGCCUUGGAGGAAGCCCAGAUUCGACAAUUCGAACAACAGCACAAGAUACAAGCAGCGGUCUCAUGAAACAUCUCGCGCCAGGCACCUUGUAGAGCUUGAGAACAACCAUACGCCACCGUCCGUUGUUUUUCUAGGAGAUUCCAUGAUUGAACGCUUGAUAAAGACAGGCCUAUCUCCGAGCUUUGACCCUUGGCCAUCCCCAACCUUGAUCAGCGACGAAGUCAUUGCGCAAUAUCAGACACAUACCCCGUCGAUCAACACUGGGCGUCUACAGGGUGUUUUCAACGCCGGUGUGGGCGGCGACAAAUUCGAAAAUGUCAUCUAUCGACUCGUCGGCUCAACAGAUCCCUCGAGGCCCCUCGUUGGUCUCCUGGAAGCACUUCAGAAUCGCGGCGUCAAGUUGUGGGUAUUGCAUUUGGGCACAAACAAUCUGCAUCCCAAGCACGGCAUGAGAAAGGCCGACCUAGAUUUACUUGGCUUGAUCAUCGAGGCUUUACUCGACAUGGGUGGAAAGGUACUUCUCGUCGGGCUAUUCAGGAGGAAGGACAUCAAGGACGAGCUGGUGACGGAAGCGAAUGAGAAUUACAUUGAGCUCAUCAAGCAGAUUGAGAAGGGAAGACCGGACCGGAUACAAUUCUUGGAACCGCCCAUGAUCGAUAUGGAUGAGUGCUUGGCAGACCACGUUCAUUUGAACCAGGGGGGUUAUCAAAUCUGGGCCGAGGUUCUGCUCAAAGCGGUCAAGAAUACUCUGCAACUGUGA
Molecule: messenger RNA, 1575 nt
Organism: Colletotrichum orchidophilum
Lineage: Eukaryota; Fungi; Ascomycota; Sordariomycetes; Glomerellales; Glomerellaceae
Product: RNA recognition domain-containing protein
Exons: 3
Coding region: 1-1575 (524 amino acids)
Molecular function (GO): RNA binding
Source: RefSeq, a predicted model, not a curated record